Messenger RNA from Prunus dulcis (almond), 1508 nucleotides. Its product is annotated as protein THYLAKOID ASSEMBLY 8-like, chloroplastic. The transcript has 2 exons. NCBI's taxonomy places the organism in Eukaryota, Viridiplantae, Streptophyta, Magnoliopsida, Rosales, Rosaceae. The record is from RefSeq and is a predicted model, not a curated record. Gene Ontology annotation, molecular function: protein binding. Bases 276 to 1046 code for a protein of 256 amino acids.
AAAAAAAAAAAAAAAACACAUUACAGUUAAGGUCUGCGCAAGCACAAUGUGUGGUACUUAACCUUGAAAACCCAGCAAGUGUUUUAUUUAUUUAUUUAUUUUCAGUUUUGAAAUCCAAUUAUACCCUUCACUCAUGAGAGCUUCUCUCAUCUUCAACUGUUAAGCUAAAGCCCUACGCCUAAACCCCUCUGUGUAGAACUAGGGGUGGUUUCUCAUCUGCCAAACAAAGCCUCAUCAAUCUCAUUGAUCAACUCGUCUCUUUCAUUAUACUUCUAAUGGCGACUCGCGCAUUUUCAAGAUCAAAGUUCGCAAUUUUCUCCUCGAUACUCCUUCGUGGCCUAAAAAGAACAACCACCCAAGAGACCCCACUGCUUCGAAAAUUCAGAAUUCCAGAAUCAGAAAUCGAGUCGUCGAAACCCAUUUGUGGGUUUAGGCUAUACCACGAUGGGAGGCCGAGAGGACCGCUUUGGAGGGGCAAGAAGUUGAUUGGCAAAGAAGCGCUUUAUGUGAUAUCGGGUUUGAAGCGGUUCAAGGAUGACGAAGAGAAGCUUGGCAAGUUUAUAAAGAACCAUGUUUUGAGACUCUUGAAGAUGGAUUUGAUUGCUGUUCUCACUGAGCUUGAGCGUCAAGAAGAGGUCAAUUUGGCAAUUAAGGUGUUUAAUGUGAUUCGAAAGCAAGAUUGGUACAAUCCUGAUGUGUAUCUGUAUAAAGACUUAAUCAUUUCAUUAGCAAGAUCUAAGAAAAUGGAUGAUGUUAUGCUGCUGUGGGACAGCAUGAAAAAGGAGGAUCUAUUCCCUGACUCUCAAACAUAUACAGAAGUUAUUAGGGGUUUUUUGAGCUCUGGUUCUCCUGCCGAUGCAAUGAACAUAUAUGAAGACAUGAAGAACUCUCCAGAUCCACCAGAGGAGCUACCAUUCCGUAUUUUGUUGAAGGGGCUUCUACCACACCCCCUUUUGAGAAACAGAGUCAAGCAAGACUUUGAGGAGCUCUUUCCUGAACAGCAUGUGUAUGAUCCUCCGGAAGAGAUAUUUGGUGUGCGCUGCUGAGGCUUGCAAUCUGUGCUUCAUGCCUUUUUUGUAGAACUUAGCAUGCACCACACGCAUGUUAUAUUGAUUCUGUUAUUGUCAUCGUCCCAAUUGAAGUUUAUUUGGUUCCAGGUCUUCAAUUCAUUUCUCAGUUCAUUGGAGGAGGUUGGAACGUAAAAUUGCUAUUCUUCUUUAGAGCAUCGAAGUUCGGAGCUCUUGAAACGUAACUUGUCAUGUGCUGCAAAAUGUUCUUCUAGCCAUGUGAACUGUUAGACUUGCCUGUGUCGCCGUUGAUGAGCAUGUACAUUAACUGAUAUGAGUGAAGGUGAAUUUUGUACCCUGUAUAUCUUGGCACAGCCAAUGUCUAGGGAAGCUUAAGGCGCCCUCAGGAUUUUUAGGUGGCGAAACACACUGUUGCUUUACCGUGCAAAGACCAAAUUUAGCCUGGAAGACAAUGGAAUCGUGAAAGUUUAAAUGCUCAAA